Messenger RNA from Microthlaspi erraticum, 201 nucleotides. The record is from the annotation of a GenBank genome assembly. Lineage: Eukaryota; Viridiplantae; Streptophyta; Magnoliopsida; Brassicales; Brassicaceae.
AUGGAGUCCUACAAGGAGCUCACUUGGAGAGAGGAAGAUGGUAACCUUCAGGCAGCUAGAGAUACUCUUUGGUUCACUUAUGGAGAAGGAAACCUAUGGAAUAUCAAGGAGAUGAACUCCAAAGAGUGUGGGCUACAAUCGCUGAAGAGGGAUACUCUUCUUCAAGGUCAAAAGCUGCCCAAAUCAGGAGCCCAGUGCUGA